Racocetra persica is the source of this 717-nucleotide messenger RNA. Lineage: Eukaryota; Fungi; Glomeromycota; Glomeromycetes; Diversisporales; Gigasporaceae. The record is from the annotation of a GenBank genome assembly.
UGAAUGCUGCUUCAAAAGGACACGUCACUGUCGUUAAAUACCUUUUGAAUACUGCUAACGCAAACCCUUUUAUAAAGAAUUGUCAUGGUGAAUCCGCUUAUGAUGUAGCCGCUGCCUCUCAUAAAGCAUAUAUUUGUGAAUUAUUGGAAAAAUCUGAACGUGAAUGGUGGAGGAAUAAAAGAAGAUUAUUGCAAUCAACAACUUCAUUCAAUGAUCGUAUGGAUUUACCAGCCCAACAUCAGCCAUAUAAUGUUUUAGCUUUCCACAACACUGUACCUAUUAUUCUUCAUGAGAAUCAACGCUUGUCCUCCACUUUUAGUUUAUCUAUUCGUAAUCCUCCAAGAUACUCAGCAAGUAACCUUUUGAAGACCGAUUGCAGCCCUUGGACCCUUCAACCUGAAGGGAAAUCCUCUUGUAAGGAUGACGUUCACCUUCCACUGGGACAUUCAUCGUCAUCUAUUUCAUCAAAAUCUUCGCAAAGUGACUGGUUUUGGCUUGCUGACUGGCUCGUUGAUUUUAGUUAUCCACGUGUUGACUCACAAGGAUGGCAGUAUGCUAGAAAAUUUGAAGAUCCAGAAGCAUUAUGGUCAGAGUCAUUACCAUUAAAUAGUAAUACUGGAGUUCGAAGAAGAAGAUGGGUACGGGUCAUGAAACGUCGUGUUGAUUUUGAUUAUUUAGAUAGAGGCGAAUCUCUUGUUCAAAAACACCAAGGCAACG